CAUCACUCACGGCGCACGCGCCUAGCAACCUAUGAACGCGCCUUAGCAAGCUAUGAACGCGCCUUGCCUAUGAACGCGCUUUAGAGGUUGCCAGCAACGGUUCCAUAUUCAAACGAAGCGAAUUUGAAAUCGUUCGCGAAUUUAAAUUCGAGUUCGGAAUUCGAUUUUUGAAACGCGCGUGCGGUGAUUUUGUGCUAGUGAAUUUUAAUAACAUCGAAAAUGUUGCACGGCGGUAUUUGGACGAAGCUCCGCCCGCUGUACAAGUGGUACGUUCUCGGGCUGGUGUCCGUAGGCUACAUCCUGGGAGAGCUCGGGCAUUACCUAAUUGGAACCACGUCAAAAGUGACGGCAAACGACCUCCACUACGGCGACAAGGCGUGCAUGCUCAACACUUCACACUCGCACCUCACGUACGCGCAGCUGCCCGUCGUCUGCGAGAAGGUCAACUCCAGCUCAGCAUGCGAGUCCCUAACUCUGAACGGCACAAGCACAAGGUACUGCGAAUGGGGCUACAACGGUCUGGGAUUAGACUACCAAGUCCUGGCUGGCCCAGCUUUCAUGGCAGUUUUCACUGUUGUCGGCGUCAUCAUUGGAUUCGUCGCAGAUAAAUACAACCGCGCCAAAAUCCUCUCCUACUGCACUCUAGUCUUCGUCAUUGCCAUAAUCCUCAUGGGCGUAGUGAAAGAAUACUGGCACCUCGUGGUCCUGCGCAUGAUCAUGGCCGCCGGCGAGUCUGGCUGCAACCCGCUCGCCACCGGCAUCCUGACUGACAUGUUCCCGGAACACCAGAGGGCGCUGGUGCUGUCCAUCUUCAACUGGGGGAUAUAUGGGGGGUACGGUAUUGCGUUCCCCGUGGGAAGGUAUAUACCUGAUUUGAACGCUUGGGGAUUGAGCUGGCGACUAUGCUACUUCGGUGCCGGCGCAGUCGGCAUAGUCAUCGUGAUCCUCACCUUCCUAACCCUUCGCGAGCCGGAGCGCACCACCAUUGGAGAAGAGGGGGGAAAGGCGGAUAACAUGGAAGCGGGGAAGAAACAGCCCCAGAUCACUAUCUGGCAUGUCAUCACUCAGCCGAGGAUUAUUCUGCUGUGUAUUGCGGCGUCUAUCAGGCAUUGUGGUGGCAUGUGCUUCGCGUACAACGCUGACUUGUACUACCGGGACUACUUCCCCGACGUGGAUCUCGGCUGGUGGCUGUUCGCCGUCACUGUCGGCAUCGGCUCUGUGGGUGUCGUGGUCGGUGGAGUCGUUUCUGACAAAUUCGUGGCCAGGCUGGGCGUCCGUUCCCGUGUGCUCGUGCUGGCCCUGUCCCAGCUGAUAGCGACGCUACCCGCCUUCGGCUCAGUCGUCUUCGGGCCUCUAUGGGCUAUGAUCACGCUGGCUCUUUCCUACUUCUUUGCUGAGAUGUGGUUCGGCAUCGUCUUCGCUAUCCUUGUAGAGAUCGUGCCACUCUCCGUCCGUUCCACCACCGUCGGCGUCUUCCUUUUCGUCAUGAACAACGUGGGAGGAAACCUGCCCAUCCUGGUGGACCCUGUAGCUAAGGCUAUCGGGUACAGAGAGGCUAUUAUGAUAUUCUACGCCGGAUUCUAUGGGAUCAGCUGUAUCCUCUUCUUCAUAACAAUGUUCUUCAUGGGUGGCCCAGUGGAAAGGACUUCGGGACCCCCCGCACCCCCAGCUCAGUCCGACAGCCAAACCCGCAGGCUUAGACAACAGGGCGUUCAAUCACGACGAAAUUCCCGGUCGAGACUGGCGUAACGCGCGCGACUCUAGUAAAUUGUAGAUUAUCUGUGUUUCUCUAUGGUUAACUGUUAAGUAGCUAACACACGGCCGUACGAGGACCGUACCGCACCAAGGUCACCCCAUUAAUAUCCUGUAAGUGAGCGAGAAAGAGUUAUUCUUCGCUCGCUUCCCACUUACAGGGCGUGUGUAAGUACAGUCAAAAUGAAAAAACCUUGAGGUUAUGUACUUAAGGUUCGACUUUGUUGUAAUUUCAUAGUUUAAAAGCUAUUUUUAUAAGGCUUAGACAACGAGCGACGUACCUACGCUCGUACAGCCAUGAAGAAUUGUAUACCCAACUAUACGGCAGAAAAAUGCCACUACUUUUACUAAUGCCGUUACUAGAAAAAGGCAAAGGCAAUCUGUAAGGCGAUAAUCAUUCACGCCUAAUUUUUUUGCCGAUUUUUCCUUGUGGUUAUACUUGAAAUGUAUCCUAAAAGUGCCUUACGAGCAGGUCCUUAAGAUAUUAAUUUGCUUGAUGUGUUUGUCUAUAUGAGGAGUGUCUUUUCAAAAGGACAUUUCUAUAAGUCAACAAGGUUUAUUUCUCUAGAAAGAAAUAUAUAAAAAUGACCCCUGUUGACUUAUGGAAAUAAGACACUCCGAGGAUAUGUGACUAUAGGUUGGUAUUCAGUUCAAGAGAUAUUUCUCAGAGGCUGACAAUCUCAUUCACGAAUAGUGUGGUUAAGUAGAAAACACAGAAUGCAUUUUGAAUCUCAUAAUGUCAUGUAGUGAGUUUUCAUAAGAAUAGCAUAAGAUGACUAGAAUCUCAUAAAAUGAGUCAUUUAUUCUCAUUCAACCAGAUUUAUGUGGAGUAGAUUUGCCACCAAUUUAAUUGUAUAUAGUCUGGAAAACCGAUUUGUCAGUAAUAAAAGGCAUGAAACUCUUUAGUUUUAUCUGAAAUCGGCCAUUCUGACCAUCAAUUUUUAAAAUUUGACUUUUUUAUAAACACAUUUUGUGACUUAAGGCGAGUUGAAACAGAGGUCAGUUGAAACAACUUCAAUUUUGCAAUAUAAAAUCGUUUUAAGGCAAAAAUACAUUGAGGGACCUGCAUUCAGUUCGAUAAUGCAAAAUGUCAUAUCGACGUUGUUUUAAUCUACCUCUGUUUCAACUCAACCCCAGUCUUUUCUUAUACUUAAUUUACGAAGAAACGGUGUUUCAUCAUAUUUGUGUCUAGAUUAUGAAAAUUUGUGAAAUGUUUAGUGUUACCAAGUUCUUGCCUAAAACCAUACGCCAUAGAUGUGUUUGUUGAAUAUUGUGUAUUAAGAUUAUGAUACUAAAGUUAUUUUGGCUCGAGAUUCAUCACCCAUAAAUAGUGAUAGACUUGUGGUUUUAAUUUAGAUAUUAUGAUUUUCUUCUUUAAGAAAUUGUCGUAAAGUUUACAUUUGCCAGGAAUAUGCUUGUGAGUUGCUUGUUCCAAGAAAUAAUUUUUAUAUUUUCAUUUAAAAUAGUAAAUUUAAAUAAAUAUUAAUGCCAUUAGUCUUGAUCUCGAGGCGAAGUUUAAAAAAGUCAUGGAUACAGAUUUUCUUUCAACUGGCAACAUUUAUUAAAAACUGUUGACCAGUAUAUAAAGCCUGAAAUAUAAUGACUACGCGCCAUGUGGCGGAAUUUCAUUGGAACUAAUUUCUUCAUACUAAACCAUAGAGCAACAAGUAAGGGGAGAGUUGUAACGUAACUCUCUAGUGACAUCUAGCGACAAUCACGCGUCAAAUAGCGUAAAUUAUCAGUACUGCUACUUGUCAAUAGAUGUCGCGACGAACGAAGAGUCUAAUGCUCACCAAUUUUUACC
Leguminivora glycinivorella is the source of this 3556-nucleotide messenger RNA. RefSeq names its product putative metabolite transport protein HI_1104 (gene cts). Bases 220 to 1749 code for a protein of 509 amino acids. NCBI's taxonomy places the organism in Eukaryota, Metazoa, Arthropoda, Insecta, Lepidoptera, Tortricidae. The transcript is spliced from 10 exons. Gene Ontology annotation, molecular function: transmembrane transporter activity. The record is from RefSeq and is a predicted model, not a curated record. Gene Ontology annotation, biological process: transmembrane transport. Gene Ontology annotation, cellular component: membrane.